AUCAUGUUAGAGUCUGUCGUCUCUACUCUAUUGAAUAGAGUAUUAGGCGCUUAUGUCUCGAAUCUAAAUUAUAGUCAACUUAAAGUGGGCAUUUGGUCAGGUGAGGUGACUCUCCGUGACCUGAAGCUUAAACGUGAAGCUUUGGAUAAAUUCAACUUACCAGUCGAUGUCUUGGAAGGUUACUUGGGCGAAUUGACAUUGACGAUCCCUUGGAACAAUUUGCGAGGAAAGCCUGUUGUGGUCCACAUUAAAGAUGUGUAUGUCUUGGCUGUUCCAAGAAACGAAUCUUCGAUGACUGCUGAGGAAAUAGCGCAAAGAGAACACGAAGGAAAGAUGCGCAAACUCGAAAACGCGGAAUUAGUGAGCGAUCAUCACGAUGCAGCAGAAGAUGCAAAAAAUGACACAUUUGCCAAUCAACUAUUGACCAAAAUACUGAAUAACCUUCAAUUCUCCAUCACAAAUAUCCAUGUACGAUAUGAGGAUAAUAUCUCGACAGAUCAUCGUUUUGCUGCAGGUAUCACCUUGAGUGAACUGUCUGCUAUUACGACAGAUGAAAACUGGAUUGCCAACACUAUUAGUGAGACAGUCAACACGAUUCAUAAACUUGCCACAUUAGAAUCCCUCUCUGUUUAUUGGGACACCAAUGCACCUACAUUGGCUGACCAUCAGGAUCAUACUUCCUUUAAAGAUCUGAUUGCCACAAAGCACCAUGUCCCUGUAGAGCAUCAGUACAUCUUGAAGCCUGUUUCUGGAACAGGCCGUGUUAAACUCCAUAAGAACUUUGGUGGCCUUACACCCAAAAUUGAUGCCUCACUUUUGUUUGAUGAGCUCUCAUUCACUGUGGACAAUGAACAGUACCGAGAUACUGUUCUUAUGAUUGAUCUGUUCCACUCUUAUCUAAAAAAGCAAAAAUACAAACACUUGCAUCCUCCUGUUGAAGUAACUCCCAAAACACAUCCUUUGGACUACUUUCGGUUUGCGGGACAAGCUGUCUUGUCAGAGAUUCAUGAGCGCAAUGAACGUUGGACUUGGAAGCGAAUCAAGAAAAGAAGUGAAGAUCGUAAGAACUAUGUCCAAUGUUAUGUUCAGCAUAAACUGGAUCGUGCAACACCAGAACAGCUUGAGACGUUGGAACAUUUGGAGCGAGAAUUAAGCUAUGAGGACCUUAGAUUCUAUCGAAGUCUAGCCAAGCCUAAACUUCGUACUGAAAAAGCCCGUUUAGCUGCUAUAGAGAAAAAGAGAAAAGAAGAAGCUGCAGCGAAUAAAUCAAAGCAAGGUUGGGGAAUUAGUAGCUGGUGGUAUGGGGCACAGUCUACAGCCAACACCAGUCAAGGUGGCUCUGAAGAGGAUGAUCUUGUUAUUACAGAAGAGCAAAAACUUGAGUUUUAUGAUGUGAUUGAUUAUGAUGCUGAUAAGGCUGCUAUUGCUGCUUCUGUUGAUUUACCCAAAGAUACAAUGUUGCUUUCAUUGAAUACCUCACUUAACAAGGGUUCAUUUACUGUCCGUAAAAACCCUCAUGAUGAUCCACUUGACUUGAUAUCACUUGUAUUCGACAAUGUCUCGUUGGGCAUGAUUCAGUACACUGAAUCCUUCACAGCUUCUGCUGCUUUAGGUGAUUUGUGCCUCUAUGAUGGUCUGCAUGUUGAUUCUCCCUACCAUAAACUCAUGGGUGCUAAAGAAAAGAAGGACGAGAAUACAGAUGAAAAGAAAAGGAGAAAGUCCUCUGCAGCCACUCAUUUGAUUCAACAAAACGAUCCAUUCUUCACUAUCGAAUUUGAACACAAGCCAUUAGAUCAAAGGGCAGACAAUGCUGCUGCCUUGUUCAUGCGUAAUAUCGAUAUUGUCUACAAUCCAAUUGUGAUUCAUGAAAUAAUUCAGUUCUUUACACCACCUGAAACUAGUGCAGACAGUAUCAAUGCACUGAUUGAAGUAGCUGGAGAUACGCUGGAGGACAUCAAGAACCAGACAAGAGCCAGUCUUGAGUUUGCACUGGAUCAACACACGACUUUUGACUUGCACAUUGAUAUGGAUGCACCUGUUAUUAUUGUGCCUGAAGACUGCUCAUCUAUUCACUCGCGUGGUAUUGUGAUUGAUGCAGGCCAUAUUCAUGUCGAAAGUCAAUUAGCUCCCCCUGAAGCAUUAGCCUUAAUCAAAUCUAAAUCUGCCUCUGACAUGACAGUAGAAGACAACAUUCAGUUGCGCAAACUCAUGUACGAUAAAUUCACUGUCAAACUGACACAGACCAAGAUAUUAGUGGGUGAUUCAAUAGAGACUUGUUUAGUACAAGUACGUACGCCUCGUGAAGAAUUCAACUAUUUGCACUUGGUGGAUCGUAUUGAUAUGACAUUCUUGGCUGAACUGUGUAUUAUUCGAAAGUCAGUGGAAAUGCCUCGGAUCAAAGUAUCAGGUCAUUUACCUUUACUUAAAGUCAACUUUUCAGACACAAAGUACCGUGCUAUCAUGCAGCUUCCUCGCUUGAUUGAAGCCUCAGGUCUGCUAGGAAGUAAUCGUGAAGAGAUCAUGUUGGAUGAAGCAUAUGUGCAAAUGACCAAAAACAACCAAGUAGACCAGAAAUGGUUUAAUUUGAUGAAUACGCCCUUGCGGAAUAAGACGCAGGAUGAUAUCUUUUUCAAUGAUGAAACAGACACUUCCUCCUCUGCAGGCGAGACAGAAACAACCGAAGCCACCGAAGUAACCCAUUCUGUAAAGAAGAGAGAUAAGGAUGCUAUCAAUAUGGAAGAACGUGUAUUUCAACUUGAUUUUAAGGUGGAUCGUGUGCUUGCAAAUGUCCUUGAAGCUAGACAGUCAAAUGUGUCUGAAGAAACCUUGUUGUGCCAAGUGGAUCUACAGAACUUGAUUUUAGGAUACAGUAUGCGACCCAUGGACAUGACCGUCAGUCUCUCGUUAGAGUCAUUGGAUGUCAAGGACUGUAUGCAACAUGGCAAUGCAUUCAAGUAUCUUGUGACAUCAGAUCAACAAGUCGUCUUGGGCCAAACUGGCCGUGAAGGUACCAAAAACUUGGUCAAUGUUGAAUAUGUGCGUUGCGAUCAAUCAAGCCCUGAAUACUUUACCAAGUAUAAAGGAAUUCAUCAAACAGUACAAGUCACCUUGUCUACAUUGAACUUUAUCGUCACUCAGAGUUCAGUCUUAACUCUACAUCACUUUAUACAACAUACCUUUGUGGAUGAUGAAGCAGCAAGACCCAUCAAGCCAACAAGACCAAGCGAACACAUUCAGCGACAAUCAUCCACCCAUGUCCCAAAGGCACAACUGAAUCCUAGUCAAAAGAAAGAAGACAGCAACAUCUAUGUUCGUCUCUUACUAGAUAGCGUCAACUUUGUACUCAACAAUGAUGGCACGCGUUUGGCUACCGGUGAAUUAUCCUUGGGUGACAUGUCUACUCUCUUGACAGAGGGUCAAGUCAAUGUAGCUGCCAAAUUUGCCAAUUUCACUUUGACAGACAAUAGCAACAACCAAUUACUGACCAUCCAAGGCGAAGAGCUGUUUGAUCUUCGCUACAAUUCCUUUGUCAAUGAUGGCCGUGAAGGCUACCCAGGCUAUGACCAUGCUUUGUAUGUCCGUAUGGGGUCUGCUCAAUUUAAUUUCUUGGAACAACCUGUCCAUCAAUUCCUUGAUUACCUCAGCAAGUUUGCUGAACUAAAGACAGCCUAUGAUCGCGCACGACAAGCUGCUCUUGAGUCUGCUCAACAAUUGAGUGAAGCUGCAACCAAGAUGCAUUUUGAUCUGGUAGUCAAAACACCUGUUGUGUUUUUUCCUGAAUUACAUCAACAUCCUUCUGAUGUUGUCGUAGCUCAUUUAGGCGAGAUUUGGGCUUCAAAUUCAUUUGUGGAUGAAUCAGAUGGUUGUAUCAACACAAUCAAAGCUGGUUUGAGAGCCAUGAACUUGACUUCCAAGUUUUAUUUCGAUAAGCAACUUCAGACAUUACCUAUGGUGGAUGAUAUUGAUCUGACAUUUGACGUAAAGAUUCCUCAAGAAACAAGCAAGUCAAGAUCAGAUAUUGACAUACUUGGGAAUAUCUCCAAUGUCACCAUGCGACUCACUGAACGACAAUACGUGUUUUUAAUGGAAGCCAUCAACAUGUUCUCUCGUGUGUUUACAAGCAGCAACGAACCUGUGGUAGAAGACGAUAGUCGCAAGUCUUCAAUCACAACAGUAUCAAGUCAAGAAAAAAAGAAAGCGAUUGUGUCAGAAGAAGAAAAGAACAACGCACUGCCUCGUAUUCAAAUGGCAAUGGCUGUCAAGACUAUUGGCCUCGAAAUAUACAUGGAUCACAACAAAGAACCUAAACUGAUUCAAGAACCAACGAGUCUAGCCCGUAUUGCGCUCAACAAUACUGACAUGAAGCUCCAUAUGUUUAAAGACGAUUCAAUUGACGUUAACCUUGUUGUGCAUUCUUUGACCGUAGAUGAUACGAGAUCAGGCAUCAAGAGUCAGUUCAAACACAUUGUACCGGUCAUUGAAGACGGACACCAGUUUGAACUUCAAUUGGACCUUAAAGCACCUGAUCCUGUUCGAAGUGGCAUUGUCGUCAUGACAGUCAAGGAUCCCAAGAUCAUUCUUUCACUUGACCAUGCCUUUUUGUUACGUGAUUUCUUCUUGUUGCCUUUCAAUGACAAGGUGUCAGAGCUCUCGGGUGAACAACAACGCCGUGAUUCAGGUACACAGCCAGAACAACAUCAACAACAUCAACAUCAACAGCAACAACAGCAACAAGGCUUGGACUUGUCCUAUCUAUUGAAUAUUGUCAAUGCUGAAUUCAUCUUGCUGGCCAACCCAGACCAAGCCAAUUCAGAAGCUGUCGUACUCUCGACGAAAGAACUCAUGAUUACUCAACAAACAAAGACUGCUCUCGUAGUCAAACAGAUGGGUAUGUUCUUAUGUCGAAUGGAUAUGCGCAAAAAGUCAACAUUACGUUUCAUUCAGCCUUUUGAUGUCAAUUUAUCCAUGAACAGUAACCCCAAGAACGAACAAGGUGGCUUGCUCACUGACCUUGUAAUGAACAUUGAUCCACUUGUUCUUCGUCUUUCAUACAGAGAUGCUAUGCUUGUGACUGACAUCUUCAACAAGGCCUAUGAACUCUACAACGCCAGUAUGCAACAACAAGGCAAUAAAAGCUCAAUGGCUAUGUCUAGUGCUCAAGGCUUAUUAACUCCAGCAAAAGAAUUGGACUUGAAUGACCUUGUAUUAGCUCAAGAAUCCUUGCGUAUUUCAUUCCAAGGUGCACAGAUCAUUUUGAUUGAAGAGUUGCAUGAGACACCCAUGAUUGAUAUGAACCUUAAGCCAUUUAAUGUAGAAGUAGCCAAUUGGUCCAAGAACCUUUCUGCAACUGUAGAGUUCUCUACCUAUAUCAAUUAUUUUAAUAUCAAGAAUUCGCAUUGGGAGCCUUUGCUUGAGCCUUGGAACUUUAGGCUUGAAUUAGCUCGUAAUCUAACCAACAAGAACGAACCUUUGACGGUCAAGUUGAUCUCCAACUCGAUUCUUAAUAUGAAUGUGACACAUACCUUUUUAGAGAGUGCUAUGGCAACUGUACACCUACUUGACAAGCAGAAAAAUACUAUUUACAGCGGUGAAAGAGGCACAGUUGCACCUUAUGAAUUAAGAAACAGAACAGGGUACAACAUCAUGGUCUGGAACACGACAGACUCUAAAGAAGGCCCCGUCAUCAAAGAAAUCAAAAAUGGCGAUAAUUUGCCUUGGUGGUUUGAAGACUGGAAGAAGCGUCGUGAAACUACUUCAUAUCAAAGCAAUAACCUUAAUGUGCAGAUUGACGGUCAAGUAGACGGCGCCAUGUGGGAAAGUCUAAGAAACAUUAAGCUUGAUACUGAAGGAGAACACAUGCAUCCUCUUCGACCGAUGAUAAAGAAUGUCUUGCACCGCAUCGUGUUUGAUGUCAAGUUAGUUGACAAUAUCAAGAUUGUUACUAUUCGUUCAGCCCUUGUGAUUGAGAACAAGACACUUUUAUCUAUAGACUUAGCUUCUGUUGAUCCUCAAGGUAAAAUGGACGGCCCUAUUCAAAAGAUCGCACCUGGUGAAGAUUAUCCUAUUCCUAUUGAAAAAGCGUAUACGAACCGAUUCUGUGUUCGACCUGACGCUGGUUUUGGCUACCAAUGGGCACAAUCUGCUUUCCAUUGGAAAGACUUUGCUACACCGAAUAAGAAACCACCUACAACGAUCAGCUGUCUUUCUGGAGACAGUAAUGGUAACAUGCCACCUUUUGUCUUCCAGAUGCAUGCACGCUUGGAUAAGAAGAGUAUCUUGUUUGGUCAAUAUCCUGCUAUGGCUAUUCGUCUUAGUGCACCAAUUGAAAUUGAAAACCUGCUUCCAUUUGACUUCAACUUUCGUGUUGUGGACAAGACGUCAGGUCAAGAUUUUAGCUCCUAUUUACGCAAAGGUGGAAUUACACCUAUUCAUGUCAUUGAAAAUGGUCAUUUGGUGCUUUUGAAUAUUGAAAUGCCAGAUACAGACUACAAUCGCAGUGAAUAUGCUAUUAUCAGCACAAAGCGCACAGAUGACCUGGAUAUUGAUCGUAAUUUUGAGUUGAUCAAUAAGAAGGACAAGACAAAACUCCAUAUCGGUAUUGAUAUUUUAGAUAUCCCUGAUUCUGGAGGAGCCAAGAAAUAUAGCAUCUUUAGUCCUUACAUUAUCAUCAACAAGACUGGUUUGCCUAUUAGCUUCAAAGAGAAGCCUGCAUGGUCUGAUGCCUUGUAUUCUUCAGGUGAAACUGUUACUAUGUGUAGGCCAGGACCCAAACCUGAGCCCUUCAUGUACUCUUAUCCUCAUGCUGAUAAUCGCAACAGAACCUUGAUACAAGUAGACAAAUCGGACUGGAGUCAACCGCUAAGUUUUGAAGCUAUCGGUAGUGUGUAUGACGUUGCUCUUCCCAACCAAGGUCGCUCUGAAGAAAUCCAUGUGGGCAUCACAGUACAAGAAGGACAAGGCAAAUUAAAGCUGACAAAGACAAUUACAAUCACGCCUCGUUUUGUGUUGAGCAAUCAAUUAGAAGAGAACAUUCGUUAUCGCAUCCCAGAAACAAAAAAUGAUUACAUUCUAGAAGCCAAAGAACGCAUUCCUCUCUAUAACAUUCGUGUACAGAACGAGAAGCAAUUGACGAUCAAACUUGAGGGAUACAGUAAUUCAUGGUCUGCACCAUUCAACAUUCAAGAUAUUGGUGAUAUCCAUAUUCGACUGGCCAAUGAUUAUGGCAAACAAGACACAUUGAUUCGUGUUUCCACUGUCAUUCAAGAUGCAACUAUCUUUAUUGUGCUCACCAAAGAAGCAGACGAUAACUGGCCUUAUCUUUUGGUCAACAAGACAGAUGAAGACAUGACUUUCCAUCAAGAAGAUCCUGUAGUUCUAAGAGACGAUUAUAGUUCUGUUCCAGUGAGAAAUCCUCGGAUCAAACGCUAUCGUCUGCCUGCUCAUCAACAUGUUCCUUACUCUUGGGACUUGCCUGCUUACAAAGAUAAAAAGAUUAUUCUUACGAUCAAUGGUCGUGAACGCAGUAUUAAUCUACAAGAAAUUGGUACCAUGCUACCCUUCCGUCAUACUACACGUGAAGGCAAGCCUGUAAUCACUUCUAUUGAUGUCAAGAUUCGUGGCUCACAUCGUGUGCUUGAAUUGAAACCAUUCAGUCAAAGCGAAAGUCUAUUUAAGCCUGUAUCUGGUCCUCUUGCUCGCGUUGAUUCUUCAGCAUCUUUGUCUUCUGUUGAUUCUGCAAGUAAAGAAGGAUUUGAGGCAGCCGAUAUGGACAUGACAGUGAACGCAGUCUUCCAAAUACAAAUCAAAGAAAUGGGCGUUUCACUUAUCGACAGACGGUUACAAGAAGUAGCCUAUGUUACAUUUAAGGGCAUUGAUUUGAAACUAACAGAUUCGACUAUGUAUCAUUCUUUGCGUUGGAACAUUGACUGGGUUCAAAUCGAUAACCAAAUGUAUGGCUCUAUAUUCCCUAUUCUCUUAUAUCCUACCAACUUGACAGACAAUGGAGACCGUAAUCGUAAAGACAAAAAGAUCUUGCCUACUGUGCAAAUGGCUCUUGAUCGUGUUAAGGACGACUCUCAUGGUGUUGUGUACUUUAAAUACUUUUCUAUUUUGAUGCAAGAAAUGAGCAUCGAGGUGGAUGAAUCGUUUAUAUAUGCUAUCAUGGAAUUUGCUCAUUUGAACAGUGAUGCUCCUGCUGAAGAAUCCAGCCAUGAUGCCAGAGUGUGGGAAUACACAACAGACAUUCCAGAUGUGAAAGCACAAGACAAUAUUGCUCAAAUUUAUUUCGAAGUAUUCAGUAUCCAACCCAUUCGAUUCAACCUAUCCUUUUUGCGCUCUGAUCAAGACGAUAAUUCCAUAAGACCCCAACAAUCGAAUAAUCCUUUAAUGUAUAUUGUGAAUGCAAUGACCAUGGCUAUUGGCAACAUCAAUCAAGCACCUCUGAAAUUCAAUGCACUUGCCAUUGAAAAUAUCAUGGCAAGUGGGCCUGAUUUGGCUAAUCGUAUCACAAUACAUUACAGUGAUCAAUUUAUAUACCAAGUGCAUCGUAUCCUUGGUUCGGCUGACUUCUUGGGUAAUCCUGUUGGUUUGUUUAACAACUUGAGUUCAGGUGUUGCCGAGUUGUUCUAUGAACCAUGGCAAGGUUUGAUUAUGAGUGAUCGUCCUCAAGAUUUGGGCAUUGGUAUUGCCAAGGGUUUUAGUGGAUUUGUUAAAAAGAGUGUCUUUGGUGUCUCUGAUAGUUUUACGAAAUUCACUGGAAGUAUUGGUAAAGGUUUAUCUGCAGCCACAAUGGAUAGAGAAUAUCAAGAUCGUAGACGAAUGAACAUGGCUAGAAAUAGACCUAAACAUGCUUUGGUUGGUGUUGCUCAAGGUGCUACGUCUUUUGCUAAUAGCGUUGCAAGUGGUUUCUCUGGUUUAGUUACUCGCCCUAUGGAAGGAGCCACCAAGGAUGGCGUUGGAGGAUUUAUCAAGGGCUUUGGAAAGGGCCUUGUUGGAGUCGUGACCAAACCUGCUGUAGGCGUGUUUGAUUUUACCAGUAAUGUCACUGAAGGAAUCCGUAAUACAGCUACGCCUGCCGAUACUAACAUGAUUGAACGUGUGCGCUAUCCUCGUUACAUUGGACCCGAUGGCUUAUUAAAACCUUAUUCUUUACGCGAAGCUAUUGGCCAGCACUGGCUAAAGGAUGUUGAUGGUGGCAAAUACAUCAACGAUGCUUAUAUUGCUCACUGUCACGUACAAAAUGAUGAACGUGUUGCCAUGCUCACAUCAAACAGACUGAUGCUUAUCCGAACUCGAAAACUGACAGUGGAAUGGCAAGAACCUUUUACGGAAAUCCAGACAAUCAAGCGCGAACCUACUGGUAUAGCUAUCUACUUGCGAAACAUGAGUUGGGAGCCUUUCUUGAUUAUUUCCGACAAACAUAGUAGAGAGGAGUUCUUUAGAAAGAUCGAAGACGCUGUUAUUAAAUAUAACAUGACACGCCGAUCUGAUCAGUGAACAAGACGUUCUUUAUUAAAUAAAUCGAUUAGGCAUGAGUGCAAUGACUAUUACUCUUGUUCUUCAUAAACAUACACCGUGCAGAACGACUUGUUGAUCAGGAUUUAAAGAGAGCUUAUCAAUACUGAUUACUUUAGCAAUUGAC
Gilbertella persicaria is the source of this 9640-nucleotide messenger RNA. RefSeq lists its product as uncharacterized. The record is from RefSeq and is a predicted model, not a curated record. NCBI's taxonomy places the organism in Eukaryota, Fungi, Mucoromycota, Mucoromycetes, Mucorales, Choanephoraceae. Bases 4 to 9495 code for a protein of 3163 amino acids. Gene Ontology annotation, cellular component: extrinsic component of membrane. The transcript is spliced from 13 exons. Gene Ontology annotation, biological process: protein targeting to vacuole; mitochondrion organization; late endosome to vacuole transport.